Molecule: messenger RNA, 2606 nt
Organism: Aethalodelphis obliquidens (Pacific white-sided dolphin)
Lineage: Eukaryota; Metazoa; Chordata; Mammalia; Artiodactyla; Delphinidae
Gene: PTPRE
Product: protein tyrosine phosphatase receptor type E
Exons: 17
Coding region: 568-2373 (601 amino acids)
Biological process (GO): protein dephosphorylation
Molecular function (GO): protein tyrosine phosphatase activity
Source: RefSeq, a predicted model, not a curated record
GGCUGGUUAGGCCACCUGCUCAUCCUAGAGUGACUGUCUCAGGAGGAAUGAGCCCUGGAGGGAGUUCUUGGCUGGCCUUCAGAACAGCUCUGCAGGUGGGGACAGGCCCUUUUGCAGGUGACAGCAAAGUAGUGUUGACCUUGUUGAGAACAGCAGCUCAGUUCCCUAGGAAGAGAAGCACAUGCCACGGUGUCACUUGCUGUCUCACUCUGAAUUUGUGAAAGCAGCUUGUCCGGGGACACCCUUGAAGUCUGGCCCUUCUCCUUUUCAGUGCCGCCAGCCCCUCCCCCCCCCAAAAAAGAAAAAAACAGCAGUGGUUUCUCUUAUUUCUCUUGGAGCUUAUGGGACUUGAGUAACCGGGACUAGUUGUUACAAAGAAGACAAGGCUGCGGGAGACUCAUACCGGAACUGAUUCCCAGCCUGUUACCCAUUUGCGCCCAGAAACCUAUUGUUAUUCUGCUCCAUUUCAAACCUGGACAGUUGAGCUGGAGUGUGAAGCCACCUGAAUCCCUUGAGGAAGGAGAGGUGGCUGGUGGGCUAGUGAGCUGGGAAGAGCAGCAAAGGGUGAUGCUUCUCAGCAGGUCCCCCUCGGGGCCCAAGAAGUACUUUCCCAUCCCCGUGGGGCACCUGGAGGAGGAGAUCCGGGUCCGGUCGGCGGAUGACUGCAAGAGGUUUCGGGAGGAGUUCAAUUCACUGCCGUCCGGACACGUACCAGGAACUUUUGAGCUGGCCAAUAAGGAAGAAAACAGAGAGAAGAACAGAUACCCCAACAUCCUUCCCAAUGACCAUUCCAGGGUAAUUUUAAGCCAGGUGGACGGAACCCCAUGUUCAGACUACAUCAAUGCUUCAUACAUAGAUGGUUAUAAAGAGAAGAAUAAAUUCAUAGCAGCUCAAGGCCCUAAACAGGAGACAGUGAAUGAUUUCUGGAGGAUGAUCUGGGAGCAGAAGUCUGCAACCAUCGUCAUGUUGACGAACCUGAAAGAAAGAAAAGAGGAGAAGUGCUAUCAGUACUGGCCGGACCAGGGCUGCUGGACCUACGGAAGCAUCCGGGUGUGUGUGGAGGAUUGCGUGGUCCUGGUGGAUUAUACCAUCCGGAAGUUCUGCAUUCAGUCCCAGCUCCCUGACGGCUGCAAAGCCCCUCGGCUCGUCUGCCAGCUGCACUUCACCAGCUGGCCCGACUUCGGAGUGCCUUUCACCCCCAUCGGGAUGCUCAAGUUCCUGAAGAAAGUGAGGACACUCAACCCCACGCACGCCGGGCCCGUCGUGGUCCACUGCAGCGCGGGCGUGGGCCGGACGGGCACCUUCAUAGUGAUCGAUGCCAUGAUGGACAUGAUACACGCCGAGCAGAAGGUGGACGUCUUUGAUUUCGUGUCCAGAAUCCGCAAUCAGCGGCCUCAGAUGGUUCAGACGGACAUGCAGUACACGUUCAUCUACCAAGCCUUACUGGAGUACUACCUCUACGGGGACACCGAGCUGGAUGUGUCCUCCCUGGAGAAGCACCUGCAGACGCUGCACGGCGCCACCACCCACUUCGACCAGGCCGGGCUGGAGGAGGAGUUCCGGAAGCUGACAAAUGUCCGGAUCAUGAAGGAGAACAUGAGGACAGGCAACCUGCCGGCCAACAUGAAGAAGGCCAGGGUCAUCCAGAUCAUCCCGUAUGACUUCAACCGCGUCAUCCUUUCCAUGAAAAGGGGCCAGGAGUACACGGAUUACAUCAACGCGUCCUUUAUAGACGGCUACCGGCAGAAGGACUACUUCAUCGCCACCCAGGGGCCCCUGGCGCACACAGUGGAGGACUUCUGGAGGAUGGUCUGGGAGCGGGAGUGCCAUACGAUCGUGAUGCUGACCGAGGUCCAGGAGAGAGAGCAGGAUAAAUGCUGCCAGUAUUGGCCAACAGAGGGCUCAGUGACUCAUGGAGAAAUAACGAUCGAAAUAAAGAGCGAUACCCUUUCUGAAGCCAUCAGUAUACGAGACUUCCUGGUCACUUUCAAUCAGCCCCUGGCCCGCCAGGAGGAGCAGACCCGGGUCGUGCGACAGUUCCACUUCCAUGGCUGGCCGGAGAUCGGGAUCCCCGCCGAGGGCAAAGGCAUGAUCGACCUCAUUGCGGCCGUGCAGAAGCAGCAGCAGCAGACGGGCGAUCACCCCAUCACCGUGCACUGCAGUGCUGGAGCUGGGCGCACAGGGACUUUCAUAGCACUCAGCAACAUUCUGGAACGGGUCAAAGCUGAGGGACUUUUAGACGUAUUCCAAGCUGUGAAGAGCUUACGACUUCAGAGGCCACAUAUGGUGCAAACCCUGGAACAGUAUGAAUUCUGCUACAAAGUGGUACAAGAUUUUAUUGAUAUAUUUUCUGAUUAUGCUAAUUUCAAAUGAAAAUUCCUGCCUUAAAAUAUUUUUUAAUUUAAUGGUCAGUAUAUUUUGUAAAAAUCAUGUUAAUUUAUUUCAUAGUUGACAUUAAUAUCCUCCUAAUUUCUUUGUAUAUAUUUUGUUAUGCUUAAAGGCCACCUGCUGUAAAGUUAUUAAAUCUUAAAUACCCCUUUUAAAAACUGGAAUAAUGUAUUAAGGUUAAAUAAUAUUCCAUAAAAUAUAUAUUUCUGCUAAUAUCA